Cladophialophora immunda is the source of this 2251-nucleotide messenger RNA. RefSeq lists its product as uncharacterized. Gene Ontology annotation, molecular function: protein binding. Gene Ontology annotation, cellular component: nucleolus; small-subunit processome; 90S preribosome. The transcript has a single exon. Gene Ontology annotation, biological process: maturation of SSU-rRNA from tricistronic rRNA transcript (SSU-rRNA, 5.8S rRNA, LSU-rRNA). Lineage: Eukaryota; Fungi; Ascomycota; Eurotiomycetes; Chaetothyriales; Herpotrichiellaceae. The record is from RefSeq and is a predicted model, not a curated record. The coding region runs from base 41 to 1720 and encodes 559 amino acids.
AGGACUGUGAACCCUCCGCCCAGGAUACAGCAUCUGGACAAUGGAGAGCCUCGUUGAGAAUGGCGAUGGCCAACUCACUAUCCACAACCUUCCACCUCCCACCAAACGAAAACCUACGAGCACGGGGCCCUUGACCACCGAAGACAAGGAAAACCAGAAGCGGGUUGCCGACGCACGCAGAAAAUAUGGUCGGGGCCGCCCUGUCCGAGUAAACGAAGUCAAGGACAAGAAAUUACGUGCGAAUCUCAAAAGAAUCGAGAGCAAAUAUCGUACCGCAGUAUUGAAUGCCAAAGAUGCAGAGAUUCUGUACGAGAACGAGGAAGGGUUUCUACAACCGGAGACCGAACUUGAGAAAACGUACAAGGUUCGACAAGAUGAUAUACUGGACGCUGUCGGUAUUCAGCAAGCGAGCAAGUCGAUCGAUUUCAGGCUGGACUUAGGGCCAUACGUCUCCGAUUACACGAGGAACGGGCGCAGCUUGCUCCUCGCAGGAAGAAAAGGUCAUAUUGCUACUUGCGAAUGGCGCGCAGGCAAGCCAGGAUGCGAGUUACACCUGAAUGAGACAGUAAGAGACGCGAAGUGGCUACACAACGAUCAAUAUUUUGCCGUGGCGCAGAAAAAACACACUUACAUCUACGAUCAUGCUGGAGUUGAGAUCCAUUGUCUCCGAAAAUAUGUCGAGACCACGCAUCUUGAAUUUUUGCCGUACCACUUUCUCCUCGCUGGCAUCGAGAACAGUGGGUUUCUUCGAUACACGGAUACUUCGACUGGUCAGAUAGUGGCUGAGCACCCAACCCGAAAAGGAGCGCCGACUGCGCUUGCUCAAAAUCCCUACAAUGCUAUACUCCACGUCGGUCACCAGAACGGUACGGUUUCGCUCUGGUCGCCCAACUCCACGACGCCGGUGGUCAAAAUCCAAUCAAACGCCGGCCCUGUGCGGUCGAUCGCGAUGGACCGCUCGGGCAAUUACAUGCUGUGUGGCGGACAAGAUCUGCGUCUGAAACUCUGGGACAUCCGGGCUUGGAAAGAAGUUCACUCCUACACGACGCGACAGCCAGCUUCUUCGAUAGACAUAUCAGACCGCGGCCUUGCAGCUGUAGCAAGUGGUACAGCGGUGACGAUCUGGAAAGACCUUCUCACCGCCUCCCCAUCGUCCGGACCUCAAAAGGUCCAGUCGCCGUACCUCAACUGGGGCAACGAUGGCCGCCGUAUCGAACGUGUCCAGUUCUGUCCAUUCGACGAUAUCCUCGGGAUCUCGCACUCGGACGGGUUCAGCAGCAUCAUUGUCCCCGGCGCCGGCGAACCCAACUACGACGCCCUUGAGGUCAACCCCUACGAAACGCGCAAGCAAAGACAAGAAACCGAAGUCAAAUCUCUCCUUACAAAACUCCAACCGGAGACUAUUGCUCUCAAUCCAGAUUUCAUUGGGACGUUGGAUACACGCGGUGCGGAGCAGCGUAGGCGCGAAAAAGACCUCGACGCGCCCACGGAAGAUCCCCUGGCGAAGUUGAAGGCGCGAGAGAAGAAUCGGGGUAGAGGCAAGAAUAGUGCACUAAGGAGGCAUCUGCGGAAGAAGGGAGGGAAGAAUAUCAUUGACGAGAAGAGGCUGAGGUUGGAGGAGAUGAAGAAGGAGAGGGCGGAGAGGGAGAAGGAGAGGCUCAAGCAGGACAGACUCGAGUUGGGUCCCGCCUUAUCGAGGUUCGCGAGGAAAGGGGCCUAGGUCGGCCUUGCUGGAUGGUGGUUUUUUGAUACCCCCAAUACAUUGUGAUCAAGAUGGGCGACCCCUUACAAAGGAUCUGUUUUUCACCAACGUCCCGCCUGGUACAGUGGUGGUGUCAAACUACAAUUUCGACCUUUAGUUCCUCCCUUCGCAAAACUCCAACUGCCACGAGUAACCACCGAGCCGGACAUUUCCUUUCCUUGUUACAAGUCUCUAGUCCAGAACACGCUAUCUUGACCCGGCGAACACACUGGUAUAUCUAUUGACAACGGGUUGCUCGCCACUGCCCCUGGGCGCACCCUUCGCCCACCGCUCCUUGCUCAGCUGAUAGCCCGCGGUGCUCUUCCACGCCGACAGGAUCAAAUCGACCGUCUCCCUGACGCCGACGCCGGUCUUGAUCACGGCCCUCACGACCGGCCCGCCUUCACGGAUCUUGUUCGCCUCGCGCUCCAUCAGAUCCACGUCCGCGCCCACCGCGUCGGCCAGAUCGCACUUGUUGAUCACGAGCAGGUCCGAGCCUGUGAUCCCCGG